This is a messenger RNA of Macrosteles quadrilineatus (aster leafhopper), 1139 nucleotides long. RefSeq names its product anamorsin homolog. Gene Ontology annotation, biological process: iron-sulfur cluster assembly. Bases 104 to 979 code for a protein of 291 amino acids. Gene Ontology annotation, molecular function: iron-sulfur cluster binding. The record is from RefSeq and is a predicted model, not a curated record. The transcript is spliced from 6 exons. Gene Ontology annotation, cellular component: cytoplasm. Lineage: Eukaryota; Metazoa; Arthropoda; Insecta; Hemiptera; Cicadellidae.
UGUCAGUCAUUCUCAUUGCAUUCUCAUUCAUUCUGUCAUUCAGUGUCGUCUGAAUUUCAGUCAUUAGUCAUUACAGGUUAAGGCUUAGGUACCAAAUUGCACAAUGACUACGAGUCAAUUAUUUUCCAGCGAAUUAGUUGGAGAAAAAGCACUACUGAUUUGGCAAGACGGUGAAGGUAAUCUGGAGGAGAUUAUUGACAAUAUAAAGAAAAAUCACGUUAAAGUUGGAAAUGUUCAGCUAGAAAAUAUUGAUAGAUUGACACUAGCAAACUAUAGCGAUUCAACGUUUGACAUAGUCUUGUCUAAUGUGGGAAAGCCGUACACAUACAUCCAUUCGAUUCAGAUACUUGGGGAGGUUCUCAGACUGUUGAAACCUUCUGGCUCUUUUGUUUUUCGUACUGUUGUACAAAAGGGGCACAGGACAGAAACUGAAAUCUUGUCUUCAUUAAAAGUUUGUGGCUGGAUCGAAACAAAGUUGUUAGAUGUUGAUUUGACAGGCGAGGAAAAGUCAGAAAUAACAUCUUCCUUGAAGGGUUCUGAACCAUUCAAAGUGGUUGAAGUUGUGAGCAAAAAACCUAAAUAUGAGGUUGGAGCUUCAAGCCAGUUAUCAUUCAAGAAGGCAGUGCCAACAUCAGUAGCUGCGGUCUGGAAACUGGAGGACACUGUGGAAGAUGACCUCAUCGAUGACGACCAACUCUUGGACGAGGAAGAUCUGAAGAAACCAGACCCUGCAUCUCUUAAAGUAUGUGGAACGACAGGUAAGAGGAAGGCUUGUAAGAACUGUUCCUGUGGGUUAGCAGACGAAUUGGCAUCUGAAGGGGAAAAGAAAGAACCAGCUGAGACCAAGACAUCAUCAUGUGGCAAUUGCUACUUGGGCGAUGCGUUCAGAUGUUCCUCGUGCCCUUACCUCGGCAUGCCAGCAUUCAAACCCGGGGAGAAGAUCCAACUGUCCGACAACCAGAUGAAAGCCGAUGCUUAGGCUGUCUUGGUUUGGGUUAGGCCUAUAUAUUGUUUUUCAGUUGUUAAUACAAUUUAUUACUAUAAUUAGGCCUAGUUGUAAAAUAAUAAGCGAUUUAGUGAUAAUAAAUCUUAAUCUAUAAUGAAAAAAUAGACAAAUUCAAUAAAUAUCUGAUACUUUA